Molecule: messenger RNA, 291 nt
Organism: Symbiodinium pilosum
Lineage: Eukaryota; Dinophyceae; Suessiales; Symbiodiniaceae
Source: the annotation of a GenBank genome assembly
GAUUGGCAUGUGCUUUCUUCAAGGGCGAAUUGGCGCCGCACGAUUGGGGCUGGGGCCAGGACCUUGCAGCCUCUGGGGUUUGCAUGUUGGCCUACUUGGAAUACUUUGGGCUCGGAGGGAUACGGUCUUUUGGCAACAGCUGUGAAGAAGAGAUCCUGGAAGCUGUUCAAGUUGCGCCCAAAGAUUCAUAUGUCCCAACAUCAGAGUUUGCUGCUUCUACAAGGUGAGGACCUAGGCUUCAACGGUCUUUGCAACCUGUCCGAUCUAUUUGAUCUGCAAUUUUGUCCGUGA